Messenger RNA from Dipodomys spectabilis (banner-tailed kangaroo rat), 2900 nucleotides. RefSeq names its product mediator of cell motility 1 (gene Memo1). The record is from RefSeq and is a predicted model, not a curated record. The transcript has 9 exons. Lineage: Eukaryota; Metazoa; Chordata; Mammalia; Rodentia; Heteromyidae. The coding region runs from base 272 to 1165 and encodes 297 amino acids.
AGGGCCCCGUCUUCCGGCGCUCGCUGGAGUCGGCGGUGAUUGUGGCCGCCGCCGCCACCGCCCAGGCUGCCGUCUCCUCCUCCGGGGCCGCCGCCUCCUCCUCCUCCUCCUCUUCCUCCUCCUCCUCCUGGGCCGGGCCGAUCCCCUCCCCGCCGCCGCCUCCUCCUGGGCUGGGCCCGCGGUGUCUCGUCCCCUCACCGGGCCGCUCCCGCCGCCGCCGCCGCCUCCUCCUCAUUCAUCCCCGUGCACCAUAGGCGGCACAGGCACCAAGAUGUCCAACCGAGUGGUCUGCCGGGAAGCCAGCCACGCCGGGAGCUGGUACACAGCCUCAGGACCGCAGCUGAAUGCACAACUAGAAGGUUGGCUUUCACAAGUACAGUCUACAAAAAGACCUGCUAGAGCCAUUAUUGCACCCCAUGCAGGAUACACGUACUGUGGGUCUUGUGCUGCCCAUGCUUACAAACAAGUGGAUCCAUCUAUUACACGGAGAGUUUUCAUCCUUGGGCCUUCUCAUCACGUGCCCCUCUCUCGAUGUGCACUUUCCAGUGUGGACAUAUAUAGGACACCUCUCUAUGACCUUCGUAUUGACCAAAAGAUUUACGGAGAGCUAUGGAAGACAGGGAUGUUUGAACGCAUGUCCCUACAGACUGAUGAAGAUGAACACAGUAUUGAAAUGCAUUUGCCUUACACAGCUAAAGCCAUGGAAAGCCAUAAGGAUGAGUUUACCAUUAUUCCUGUACUGGUUGGAGCUCUGAGUGAGUCAAAAGAACAGGAAUUCGGAAAACUCUUCAGUAAAUAUCUAGCGGAUCCUAGUAAUCUCUUUGUGGUUUCUUCUGAUUUCUGCCAUUGGGGUCAAAGGUUCCGUUACAGUUACUAUGAUGAAUCCCAGGGGGAGAUUUAUAGAUCCAUUGAACAUCUAGAUAAAAUGGGUAUGAGUAUUAUAGAACAAUUAGAUCCUGUAUCUUUUAGCAAUUACUUGAAGAAAUACCAUAAUACUAUAUGUGGAAGACAUCCUAUUGGGGUGUUAUUAAAUGCUAUCACAGAACUCCAGAAGAAUGGGAUGAAUAUGAGCUUUUCCUUUUUGAAUUAUGCCCAGUCCAGCCAGUGUAGAAACUGGCAAGACAGUUCAGUGAGUUACGCGGCUGGAGCACUCACGGUCCACUGAAACUGAAUCCUCAGGGAUGCCACCUGCACAUACUCAUGUUCUGCCCGGGUCCCAGCCCAGCCCUUACCGAGACAUUGGUUUUGGUUGGGGGGAUUCUGAAACCUCAAACUAAUAGAACUUUCUUCUCUUCUUUUCUAGUAGGUGUAGUCCUUCUUAAUUUCAACUCAUUAAGUAAAUGCUUUAUAGUUUUGGGCAGUGGAAUGAAGGCUGGCAUCAAAAAAUAUUUUGAUUAAAAGAGACGUCAAUGUAAAGGCCAAAUUGUGGCAGUUUUUUGGAAGUGACUUGUAAAGCAUUUAUCAUAUCCUAAAUUUGCACUCUUUGCAGACUUGUGCACAUAUACUCCGCUUUCAAAUAGUUUUGCAAAUUGUACACAAACAAACAAAAUAAGGGUGGAAGCUUUUUAAUAAAGAAUUGCAUUUAUAAAUGAUCUGUAUUAGAAUACAAUAAACCCCAGUUAGUAGACAAUUACUACCCAUGUUGUACAACAGAUACCUUCUAUUUUAGUUGCUAAUAAAGGGCUACACAACUCAAAAUAGUCUGAUUUAAACUUAUUGCUCUGUGGUAUAUAUGAAAUUUGUUUUUUAAAAAAUUAAUUCCAUUUCAGAAUUUUUGUUAAAAUGGUAAGCCUCAGCUCUAUGUAAAAAUAUAUUUAGGAUGUAUUUUAUAUUUUGCAUAUUAUGUGAUUUUUUUAAUCACAGAAAUCAAUAUGAUUUUAUAAUUAACUUUAAAAAUUAUAUUUGUUUGCCUUUGUGUGUGACAUUCCCCAUGUCAUUACAGUAUUUGGUAGACUAUGGAUUGAAGAAUGGUAAAAGACAUAGAUCAGUCCUUUACUUCAGAGAUGAUAUCUGAUAGUCUGCAAAUGAAGAAACAUUGAAGAGUGUUGCUAGUAUUUUUCAAAUCUUUGCAGACCAUACACUGCUAUGAUUUUUUUUUAGUGCUCUGAGCAAUUUGACUUUUUUACUUGAAUUUUUAGCAAGAAAUCAUUUAACAACAGCAGCAAAACCCACUGGAUUUUCUGAUAGUCCUAUUUUUUUGGCCUGAUUUUUGGUGCGGCUCUUCCAACUAAAAUAAUGGUAUGGUGUUGUAUUUAUUUCUUUAACAUAGAUCAAUUCUAGUCACUUUGGCAAAAAACAAAAUGUAAUUCAGUCAGUUAAGCCUCCAUGCAUGUUGUGUAUUAUACCUAUUUUAACAGGACACUGGUUAUCUGUAUUUCAUUGGAGGGUGGUUAUAUCUUCAAUGUUAUGACAAUAGCACAACUUUAGAUGCCUUGCACCAAUUCUAUUUAAAGAUUUGCCUUUCUUAUUAUCAAUUUUCUAUACUUAAGAAUGAGAUAAAAUUACCUUUUAGAUUCAAAAUUACCCACGUAUAUGUGUAGAAACUAUACUGUUACACAUCAAUUAUUUAUUCAGAUAUACUUUUGAGUAUAUCUAUUUAUUUAGAUAUACUUUGAGUACUAUAUGUUUUUAUUUUUUGCUUAAUAUAGACUAUAAAAAUUUAUGAAUUGUCAAGAGUGAAUUUUUUGAAUAAUGUUUUGAGUAUCAAACUAGCACAUGGGUAUUGUAGAAAAUUUGGAAAUACUGAAAAGUGUAAAGAAAAAAAAUUGUCUGCAAUUCUCACUACCCAGAGAUAACACUGUUAAAUAUUUUUUGUAUUUUCUUUCAGUGUUUGUCUACGCUAUUCAUGUGUAUGAGUGUGCUGUGUGUGUGAUAACAAAGUUAAGAUUAUACCAACCAUA